This is a messenger RNA of Chilo suppressalis (striped riceborer), 12988 nucleotides long. The record is from the annotation of a GenBank genome assembly. NCBI's taxonomy places the organism in Eukaryota, Metazoa, Arthropoda, Insecta, Lepidoptera, Crambidae.
GCACUGAUUUCAUUUAUUUAUUGACCUUUUCCUGAAUGCGUCGUCUGACUGACAUUAUAGUUGAAUAUAGAAUGACAUAGCUGAUAAUCUACUGACCUUUGAACAAAAUUAAUUUAUUAUACAAAUUUCUAUAACCUUAUCAGUUUUUUCGGAAAGUUUUGGAGCCGCAUAAUGAAUUCGAACUCUUAUAUAUUUCAUUAUUAUAGCCAUUAUAAGCAGCGAAUAAUGACAGUCGAGAAAAGAUUGGCUAUUAAAAUGAGCUUCUCGUGAAAAUAAUUUUAAAUCCAAGCAAUACUUCAAACUUUCAUGUGUAAGGAUAAUUAGAAUAUUUUUUUUACUUAGGCCUCGAUUUCUACGAAAUAUUACUUCGCAAAUUUCACAAAUUUUGAUCUCGUCCUUUGAGGGGUAACAAAGUCCUCCUUUAUCUUUUUUUAAUUGAAAGCUAGCAUAUUUAGUAUUUGAUAUGACAGCGGAGACACAGUCUUCACAUUGAAGCUCUUUUUUAGUUUGCUCACAACAAAUCCAGCAAUGUAUACAAUUAUAUGAUUUGAGAAUUCUGUCAAUAUACUUGGAUCUGUUAAAUAAUCAUGAUCUUUCAUUAAAAUUCCAUCAAUGUCUUUAGUAUUAACAUCUAAGUCAAUAUUAUCAAUUAAUCUAUUUUUAUCGGAUGUUUUGUUUAUUGCUUCUUCAGGUUCAGGUUUGGUUAGUGUUAAUAUGUUUAUAUGUUGUAAAGGAAUACAAUUCCCUGAUAAGAUAUGCUUCAUUUCACCGUGUAUUAACAUUCUUUUAAAUGCUGACUUAAAUUGUCUAGCAGAAGGAUUAUUGUUAAAUCCUCCUUUGGCUCUAAUAGCACUGAAAAAGUAUUGUAAAUGAUCCUGGCUUACUUUAUAAAUGCUCAAAAAUUUAAGGUGAUUAUGGAUUACCAGAGAUUCAUGUUAAUAAAAAACACUUUUGAUACAAAUUACAAAUCCCAAAAAUCCCGUUUUUCUAUUAGAUAACAUUAUGUUUUUGUCUCCUAAUUUUAAUUUAUUUAGAUAUGUUAUCAUUUCGUCUAAGAAAGGUUUUAUUUCCGAGAAGUUUUUUGUUAAAUAAAAGACGUGCGCUCGGUGCAAUGGUUUAUUGCGAGACUGGUUGAUGCCUACGAUACACACACAUACAUGACAUUUUUGUUUGUUAUGGGUUUUUUGUAAGAGUAUGCAUUUAAAUUUCUUGAAUUCAUUAUAUCGAAGAUAUUAUUAAUUUUUCGUAUAAAGUCAACAGUACCAGCAGAGUUCUUAAAACUGUCAAUAUUAAGUUCUGUAUUACAAAAUUCAAUCGCAUUUGCAACAGAAUCACUCAUAACUUGAGCGGUUAACUUUACCUUCAUAAUUUGUUUGCAGAAAUUAAUGUGUGAUUUAUUUAGUUUAUUACUUAAAUGCAACCCUUCAUUAUCCUGGAGCUCAACAAGUGAUUUUAUAUGCUCCCGGGAUACUAUUCGACCCUGAGGAUCGAUGAUUGGCCCUUUUUCUCCUAGAGUAUUCCUUAUUAACUUAAGCAUAUGUGAAGGGUCUGGAAAUAUAACUAUCUUGUUAUUUCCGACGGUGAAACAAACUUUUGCCAUUGCAAAAUUUGUAGGACAACCGUCUAAACUUAGAGAAAUUAAAUCGAUUCCACACUCGUCGGUUAAUAAUUUAAUACAAGUAGUAACCAAAUUAGCUCUUUUUAUCCUUCCAUUAGCUUCUGUCUACUCCAAAAAAUUGAAAUAAAAAGGGAAAAGAGUCUUCAUUCAUAGAUUACUGUCUCAGUGUCUUCAUUUAAAAAAAUAAACUUCAUUAAUUCAUAUUGAGAAACAUUGUAAUCGUUUCUCGAUUUUUAUAUUCAAUUACACAAUAGUGAGAUAAGAAGGUACAACACUAUUAAAAAAAUUUUUGAAAAGUCGGUUAUUUUUUGGUCUGUCAUGGUGCAUGGUUGUGUGUUGAUUUUGAAAAGGUAGCUUGAAUUAAAUAAAAUUUGCAAUCCUUGCGAAAAUGUUGAAUGUGCACAGUCUACAAAUUGCAGUUCACAGUAACUGACCAAAUCAAGCUUACGACUAUUGAAUAAAGAGUGCGGAAAAAUGAGUGACAAUAUCAAAGUAGUUGUCAAAGUUAGACCUCUGAUUGCUCGCGAAUUAGAAGACAAACUUUCCUAUCAGUGGCGUGUAAAAAAUAAUACUUUAUAUCAACUUGAUCACAAUGGACGAGAUAUUGGUACAUCCUUCACAUUUGACAAAGUUUAUGAUAAGGAUACCAAAACUUCUGAUAUUUACAAUGACAUUGCGAAACCUAUUGUGGAAGCAGCUACAGCUGGUUUCAAUGGUACUAUAUUCGCAUAUGGACAGACCUCUUCAGGUAAAACAUACACCAUGUCAGGAACAGAGACCUCGCCUGGAAUAAUUCCUCUUGCUGUAUACAAUCUCUUUGAAAUUAUCAAAAGUAUACCUGACAGAGACUUUUUAGUAAGAGUAUCAUAUAUAGAAAUAUACAAUGAGACACUGAAAGAUCUUCUCAAUGUUGAGAAGAAAAAUAUCAAAGUGCAUGAAAAUUUUCAAGGCAUUAAAGUUGACUGUACUGAGCAAGUGACCACCUCCCCUGAUGAAGUACUAAAAUAUUUAAAAGAGGGUGAGGCAAACAGACAGACUGGUGCUACCAACAUGAAUGAGGAGAGCAGCAGAUCACAUUCAAUUUUCCAAAUUACAAUAGAAUCUCGAGAUCAUAUAGAGGGGGAAGAAGAAGCUGGUUGUGUGAAUGUUUCAACCUUGAACCUGGUGGAUCUGGCUGGUUCUGAGCGGGCGGGCCAAACUGGGGCCACAGGGAUUAGAUUCAAGGAAGGCACACAUAUUAACAAGUCCUUAUCAGCACUAGCCCUUGUAAUUAAGCAAUUAUCAGAAGAUCAAACUAGACAUGUUAAUUACCGUGACAGUAAAUUAACGCGAAUAUUACAAAACUCACUUGGUGGGAAUGCCAAGACUAGCAUUAUUUGUGCCAUUACUCCAGCUGCUGUAGAAGAGACUAUCUCAACGCUUCAAUUCGCCAAUAGAGCUAAAGCAAUCAAAAACAAGCCUGAAGUGAAUGCUGUAGCAACAGAUGCCACUAUGAUACAGAGCUUAACAAAGCAACUGUCUAAGUUACAAUCUCAAUUAGAAACCAAGAAAAAUUUGGAAGUCAUGUUGGAGAGCAAGAAGAAUGUAGAGCAAGACAAUUACAACCUGCAAAAGCAAAUAGCGGCUUUGCAGCGGCUCAUAUUGAAUGGGUUCGGCACCAGAAGCAGUUUAGACAUGAUGGGAACCCGACGGAAAUUGGUUCCGCCGCGUCGAAUUACAAUAUCCACUUUACAUCCCAUAGAAGAAGACGCUCCGCCGAUAUUACCGAAGUUCCAUACGCCCCUUCUUAAAUACAAUCCAAUGUUACUACCUAGCAGUACUGACUUUGUACCAAUACAAAGUACUGAUAAAUUGGCAUGUGUUUCUGAAGAAAACGAGAAUAGACUUGUUACACCCCCACCACCAGACAAGAAAGUAAAUUUUAAUGACGAAGUCAUAGAACUUGAUAGUGAUGAUGAUAACAGCUCUGUAGAUGUUCAAACUUGCUCUCCAUAUCAUAAAUGUUAUGGAUCAUCGAAAACCCCACCAUGUGUCCUAAGAAAAAAUGCCAAAUUAGCUGAGAAAAAUCUUAAAGACAUUGUAGAACUUACAGAAAGGGAAAAAAUAUAUACUCCAAGUGUGAUUGAAUUAAUAGAGAAAUUAGAACAAAAUACGUCUGUGCUAACUAGUCUGCAAGAUGAAGUGAAUGCGCUUCAUAAAAUAAGUAAAGAGAAAGAUUUGGAGAUCGAUCAGUUGCGAGUCAAAGUCUGUAAAUCUAAUGAGGAAGUUAAUAAUGUAAAUACUACUAAGGCUGAAUUAGAAACUCUUUGUAAGGAAUUUACAACUAAAUUAACUGAUUGGGAAGUUAGUUACGAAACAUUAAAAAAUAAAACUACAAGAAGAGAACAAGAAUUGUUAUCACUCUUGGAAGAGCAAAAAUCAUUCACUGUGAAUAGAAAAAUAGAUGAUCUAAGUAGACCGCUACCGAAACCUUUGAAUAAAGAAUUAAAUUUUAUGGACUUGUCCAAAGAUAUAUCUUUAGUGAACAGUGAUAAUGAGAGUAGUAUUGUUCACACCAAUGAUGACGAAUCUUCUCAAUUCCAAGAUUUAAUCACAGACAUGCAAAAACAAUUGAGAUGUAAGGAUGAAACUGUGCAACAAUUAGAAGCUGAACUGCUCUCUCAAAAACAAGCUAUUUUUUCAUUAGAAAACACUAGCCGUCAACUUCAGUCUACAGUCGACACUGUCAAAGAAAAGCUAAAACUACUAGAAGACGAAAAUUCACUGCUAAAAGCAACCGUAGAUACUUUAAACUCUACUAUAACUAGUCAAAAAUUAAAUCUAGAAUCUGCUAAUAAUGAUAUUGAAUCGUAUAAUAGCCUAAUACAAGAGUUACAGAUUAAAUUAUCAAAUAAAGAAAGAAUCCUUAACUUAAAUAUAAAUGAAACUAGUAUCGAAAGUAUGAUAGCUAAUGAAGAGAAAUUUAUUGCUAAUCAUGAAAAUAUGCAGAAUAUUAUUCAUUGUUUUAAAGUAACCCUAGAAUCUCGGAACAAAGAGAUAGAGGCACUGAAGUCCAAUUUUGCAAAUGGAUCUUCUGUUGAGAAUGACUUGAGAGAAAAACUUGCAGUAAAAGAAAAAGAAAUUUGCAACCUUACUGAUAAAUUAAAAUCAUUAGAAAAUAGGAUGAAUGAUAACAUAGCUGUGCUUGAAAAAUUGAUACAGGAUAAAAGCCAAUUAAGUAAUAUAGAGCACCAACUAAAUUGCAAGCUAUCGGAUAUUAGCAGAAGAAACCAAGAGCUAGAAAAAAUAAACGAGGAAAAUAGAAUAAAUGUAAAUUCGUUAUUGGAACAAAAUCUGAAACUUAGAAGUACAAUUUCUGAAAAAUAUAUUGUAGAAGAAAACCUUACUAGAAAAAACGAAGAAAUUAAUGAGAGACUUCAAGAACUGCUUUUAAAAAUUAGUAGUUUAGAAAAUGAAUUAUGUGCUAAAGAUACCAUAAUUAACUCAUUUAAUAAAGUAAACGAACAUUCUAACGAGAAUCUCAGGAAAGCAAAAGCUGUUUUGCAAUCAAUACAUAACAGUUUAGUAAAAUUAGAUAGCAGAUAUGAAGAUACCACUGACUAUUGUGAUAAAGCAACCGAAGUAUUUAGUAUUCUAGAAGAUAAGUGGACUGAUUAUCAAUCAAAAGUGAACGAAUCAUUAUCAUUAAAAGAAGUAGAUAUUCAAACCUAUUUAGAAUUAAAUAGGGAUCUUGAAAUAUCGAACACUGAACAUAAAACAGAAAUAAAUGACUUACAAAAACAAUUAACACAAAUGAGUGCCGACCUCAUUCAGUAUAAAAAUUUAAAUAAACAAAUGUCAGAUGAUCAUCAAGAGUUAAACCGACAAUUUGAAACCAAACUCGUCGAUCACGAAAACUUAAAUUCCAAUUUAAAUGAUCUUAGGAAAGACAAUGAAAAACUUCAUUGCGAUAUUCUGAAAUUGCAAUCAUUAAAUAAUGAGGCGGACCAAAAUCACCAAGAUACAGAAAAUCAAAUUGAAUCUUUAGUUUCUACUAUAGAAUUAAAAACCAAAACAAUGCAAGGAAAAGAUGAGGAAAUACUUGAAUUAAGACAAAACCUACAUACCCUAAAGAAAGAUUUAGAUAAUAAAUCUAUCGAAGUAAUUGUCAUAUCCCAAAAAUUAGAUGAAACUGUAACUAAUCAAAGGUUACAAUUCAAUUGUAUUUUAGAACAGACAUCUAAAGUACUGGAAUCACUAAAUAUUAAUGCGAACGAUUUCACUCAUAAUGAUGGCCCAACCUUAUAUGAAAAUGUUAUUUGUAAAUUGCAAAAUAUUGCUAAUCACAUAAUAAAUGUUAGUUGCAAAAAAUGUGAACUUAUAAAAGACUCUCUGACUGCGACACAAAAAGAAAUGAACCUUUUAGCUAUCCAAAAUGAGGCCUUACUUGAAAAACUGUCAAAUACAGAAUCAAGAAAUCGAGUGUUAUCCCUUGAACUAGAUGAAAUUAAAUUUCAAAAUAAAACUUUAAAUAAUAAUUUAGCUGAGGUAAAUAAAACAUUAGAACUACUUCGAAUAGAAUUGAAAGAAAAAUCUACAGAUAUUGAAAUAAUGGUUACAAAAACAGAAGAUUUGAAAAAACACUUUAUGGGAUUGGAUCACGUAAUGCAAGAUGAAUUAAAAGAACUCCUGGCCCACAAUGAAAGGCUUAAAAUUCAAUGCUUAGAAUUGGAGUCCACUAAAAGCAAAGAAACCAUUCAAUCUACCGGUGACGAUAUUGAUAGUCGUACUGUAACGUUAUCACAGUAUGAUGAAGCAUAUCAGGUUAAUGUCGUUGAAAAUAAAUCACCACCUAGUUUACUUACCAUAUGUUGUAAUAAAAUAGUAGAAACUAUACAACCAUCGGAAAAUUCAAUUUCGACAACGAAUUCUGAUAUAAGUUUACCGGUAAAAGAGCUUGGACAAAAACUGUGUAACUGUGAAGAAAUAUUUUCUGAAUUAAAAGGUUAUCAAAGAGAAAAUGAAAAAUUGAAAGAACUUUUGCAGCAACGGGAAAUAAAAAUUAAAGAUUUGAUAGAGGAGCAGGAAGCAGUUCGUCACGAAGUACAACUUCUUCUGGCACCUGCCAAUGAACUACAGAAGAAAAUCAACAGUCACAAAACUAAUCUAUCUACCCUCACUGCUACUACUUAUGCCGAAAACAAGUCUCUGAAAUCCCAAGUUACUGUUUUACAACAUCAUCAUAGUCGAUUUCACAAUGUUUGUCAAAGAGAUUUACCAGUUGUGAAGAAGCAAUUGUAUGAACUUAUGACUAUAUUAAAGUCUGACAACUCGUAUAUUGAUAAACAUAAUGCCAGUUUCAAAAGGUAUUCCUUACCAAGUGUCUUUGACAGCAAUUCCACCCUGAACAAUUUAAAAAAUGAAUCUACUUUAGAUGGUGACCUAUUAAUGUUAGAUACAAACAUGACAUUAGCAACUUCAACUGAUAAUACUCUAAUGGGUAUCGAUCAAACGUGUUUAGAUAUUUCUCAAAUGUGUACAAACAAUGAUGUGGCAUGUCAAACUAUUGAACAUUUUGUAUCAAAUAAUAUAGAAAAAUUAUCACAUAUAGACAAAAUAACGUAUGAAAAUGCGAAAUUAUCUGAACAGAUACAUAUGUUGAAACAAGAAAAUGAGGAUCUAAAAAUACAAAUACAACAACACUCAGUUAUAUCUAAAGAGAGAAUUGAAGUCAGCCCUAUCAAAACAGAUAUUUUGUUUAAAGAAUGUGCUAAAUGUAAUAUUUUCUUAGAAAAUGAAAAAUUCUCUGAAGAAAAAAUAGCAGCACUAUCGCAAGAAUUAAUUAAUAUAAAGUCCCUCAAAACUGAAUUUGAACAAAAAUAUAAUAACCUUAUUCUUGAGGUCCCGUCUACAGAAUCAUUAAUACGUAAAUUAAAAGCACUUGAAAGAGACUGUAAAAUUAAGUCUGAAGAAAUAUUGAAGUUGUCUAAUUCAAUUAAUGCUAAAAACACCCAAAUUAAGCAAAUUCAACAAGAAAAUGAGUGUUUAUCCACACAAGUAAUGGAAGUCAUAACAGAAAGCGAUAGCCAAGCCAAAGAACUAGAAGAUCUCAAAGUCGAAAAUGCUAAAAUGAAAGCAAAAAUUGAAAAUUUACUCAAAGACCAUGAAAUUAUCUUGCAAUCAGAUUGUACUCAAUGUCGAAUAAAAACGAUGCCAAACGUGGACAUGCCUGGAAAACUGAAUCGAAGUCUAAGUGACUCAGAAACCUCCUCUAGGAUCAAUAAAAUUUGCACGUUACAGAAUGAGUUAUACGCCGGUAGAGAGGAUUGUAAAGAAUUAACAGAAGAUGUUGCUACUAUUAAAAAUCAUUUAGAGCGAAAUGAGUUAUCUAUAUGUCAGAAUAUGGACUUAGAUGAUAGUAUGGGAGAAAGUAAUAUUUACACGUUUAAGAAACACGAUUCCGUUAGUCCUCCACUCGAGGAAUCAAACUUGACAAAUAAUCAGCAAGACCGGCACUGCAGUGAUUGUGCUUUAAACAAAUCGAAAUGCAUAAACUAUUAUAUAGAAAAAAUGGGAUGUAGCGAAAAAACUGUAAAUGACAAUAUGAACAUUGUAGAUUUGAUGAAAAUGUUUUAUAAUGAGUUGUCGACUAAACAUAACGAGGUUGAAAAUUUAGUCAACAAGAUCAAAUGCUAUGAGGAGUCGAAAAAUCAGUUAGAAAAACAUGUGGAUAACAUAUCUAUGGAAUAUUCGAAAGUAAAAGAAUCAUUAGAACUUAAAGAAAAUAACUUCGAGACUGUGACAAAUGUGCUAUCUCAGAUAAGACAAAAUAUCUUAUUAAUUGCUCAACAAAUGUCUGAUGUUAAUAACUCCGAAAAUAAAAACUUGAAUCUUGUUACUAGUUUCAAAGAAAACCUUUUGGUUAUUUUAGACAAAGAGUUUGAUUUAUCUUCUGUCACGGUUUUUGAAAAUGUAAUUGAUGCCCUAGUUACUAAGCAUCACAAGGAAUUAAGAAGUAUUACAGAACAGUACACUACAUCACAAAAGCAUAUCGAAAGUUUGUCGUCAGAAUUGAGUACAGUUAAUAAAAAAUUAUGCGAUAUAAAAUGUCAGCUAUCUGACAAAGAAAACGAAUACAAUUUACUUAAGGUUCAAAAAGAGAAAAUCCAUGAAAUCAGUAAUGCUGUAACUCUAGAUAUAAUUAGAAAGGAACAAGAGCUUUGUGAAACUAUUGCAAAUGGAUGCAAAAAGCUUAUGGAUCAUAAUAUAAUGUGUUCUAGAGACUUUGAUACGACAUUACCCUUAAAUAAGCAAAUCAAUGUACUCCUUGAAAGGAUUUUGACUGAAUAUAAUCCCAGUUCAAUUGAAGCCGAAAAAGAUAAAGAAAAUCUGGUUUUGGAAAUAAAUAAAUCCAAAUUAUGUUUAGAAGAAAGUAAGAAAGCAUUACAAACAUUAAAAGUAGAAAAUGACAAAUUAAAAGAAAUUAACGAGACUGUAACUCUUGAUUUAAUUAAUGUAGAAAAACAUCUACAAUUUGAAAAAACCUCGGCCGAACACAUAAAUGCAAUGUAUGAAAAUAAACUGAAAGAAAAUGAUGCCAACAUUGCAAAACUGAAUGAACUAACUCACGAAUUGCAAUUAAUGAAAGAAGAGUUUAAAGAUAAGGAAAGUAUUAUUUGUGAUCUUAAAUCAGAAAAAGAAAUUCAAACUUCUACUGUCACUGAAAUGAUAACUAAAAUAAAUAUUUUAGAAGAAGAAAUCAAGAAAGUGAAAAUAUUAAAUGAAAUCAUAAUCAAGGAAAAAGAAGAAUAUGCUCUAGAGCUCGAAAAUUGUAAAGAAGCAAUUAAAUCCAAAAAUGAAGAACUUGAUAAAUUGAUGUCUGAUAUACAUGUAUUGAGAAAGUCGGUAAAGGAAAAUGUUUCCAUCAUGGAAAACUUGAAAAUGGAAGCAAAAUCUUUGUUGCAGCAAAAUCUCGACAUUAAAAUACAGUUAGAAGAAAAAUCUAAAGACUGUUCUCGUUUAGAAAUGAACAUAAAAACACAUGAAAAAACUGCAGAAAUACAAAGCAAAAUGAUCAUUAGGCUACAAAAACAAAAAGGUGACGAUGAUAGCACUAUUAGCGAAAAAAAUAAACAGAUUGAAGAGUUGUCACAACAGUACAGCGAUUUACGAAAAGAAUGUGAAGCUAUGAAGAACAACAUCAAGGAAUCCAGGGAAGAAAUAGAAAUGCUCAAAAACAUCAAAGAAUCUAUUGAGAUGCGGUUAUCUGAAGUAAAUACUGAGUCAGCUCCCAUCAACAAGCAGCGAGUGUCAAUGGAAGCCGACACGACCCGCAGACGUCGCCAAAGCAUUCACGAUUCCAAACGAGUGUUCGAUGAAGACUGCGGGGAUCACAAUAAAAUGGAAGUUGUGUUCGAUUCGCGCGCGAAACCGCUGGAUUUCUUCAUGGACGUUGAUGACGGCAGUUCCGACAGAAGUACUCCACUCAGAUCUAGCAGAGGACGCGAUAGUUUCACGUCAAGGCACGAACAGGUUGAUAGGGACGACGACCCCCCGUCCCGUCCUAGCAGCGUGGUCGCGACCCGUCGCCGUCGGCAGAGUUCACACGACCUGCAUCGCAUCGGAGUACAGCACACACCCUCGCCGCACGAACGGAAUUCAAGUACGCAAAACAAUUCCACUGAUUUAAAACCAUCAGAUAUAGAUAACAAUAAUAUACAGAGCGAAGUGGCCCAACUGCGUGAGCAACUUUCUACAUGCCAACAAGAGUUAGAAGAGCUAAAAGAACGGUACCGAGAAGUAGAUGAAGAGUGUGAGAUAUGCUCACAGUACCUGCGGGAAAGAGAAGAACAGUGUUUACGACUCAAGAAGGAAAAAGCAUCUCUGACGAACGUUAUCUCUGAAUUACAAGAAAAACUAAAAUCUGUUAAUCCGAACAGAAGUCAACAAGCACCUAAACGCGCUUUUGCUGAUGCAUUUGUAAACACUGAUGAAGACUGGACUAACCUUCACUCGGUGGUUGUCGACCGAAUGUCCUUUGAUGCAGAAGUUGAGAAGAACAAAAGAUUGACCAAACUCAUAGAAGAGUUAAGAUACAAGAAGCAAGAGCUUAAGAACGUAAUCGCUAAAAUGCAAAAGGCAUUGGACAGGAAUUUGGCACGAGAUAACACUAAAGAACUCGAAGUCACAAAAGCGGAACUCAAAGCGUGCAAACAAGAAGUGAAGGAAUUGAGAGAGAAUUAUAAGAAACUAGGUGCGGAGUACGACUCUUGCGCUCAGUAUUUAGGGGAAAUGGAUGAGCAUUGCCGUAAGUUGAAGGAAGCGAAGGCAGUGCUGGAGGUAAGGAAACAGAGUAACUAAGGAAAAUAAUAGGGAAUAUGCAUGUUUUUUUUUAUUCACCAAAUAUCCUGUCUUUUCGACGUGACGAAUAGUAAAACGUGUCUAAAAUUUAUAAAACUAUCCACAUUGUUCGGGCAUUUAAAACGCUCCCCAUUUUGGGACACUUGGUGUGACGUCAUAAUUUAUAUCAAAUAAAGAGUCGAAGCAUAGAGUUGAAGUUAACUUACUGGUCAAUUGACAUUAAAUUUAAUCAAUCUCCAGUAAGAAUUAAGCCAAUAGAACUUUGUUAUCUAGAUAUUUUUAUUAUUCAGAUUGAAUUCACAGGUGUUGGUAACAAAAUAACCCAGAACUAUCCUAUUUUGACUGGAGAUAAAUUCUUUAAAAUGGCCACACUAUACGUGUAAUGAUCUAAUUAUAAUAGUAUUACAUAUAUACUUAUUUAGUAAGAAAAGUUUAACAUUACAUAAUAAUAAUAAAAAGUACAAAAUAAAGGAUGCCUGAACUAAGUUACAGUAUAAAAUUGAUGUUAUUAAAGUUAGGCAAGUUGCUAAGAAACUUAACCAGAAUAACUUUACUUUUUACUGAAGAUUAAUGUAUUGAUAUAUAAAAUGAAGAGCUCGAUGGCGCAAGUGGUUGGCUGGUUAGCGCGUUCGGCUGCGAUCAUUGAACUUAAGCAAUUUUCGCAGGGGUCGGUAACUAUAUGGGUGACCAACAAUUUAUUAUCUCGAGCUUCUAAAGGCACUUUAAGACGUUGGUCUUGGUUCUAUCUGCAGUCGUUAGCACCCACCAAUCCGCACUGGGCCUCACGGCCCAAUCUCCCUAUUCCAUCCAUAAGGCAGGCCUGCACCCCAGCAGUGGCAAAAUUAAUAUGCUAAUGAUGAAUGUAUUGAACCGUAUGUGUCUGAGUUAUGUUAUCAUGUCUAUGUGAAGGCUAAACUGGUAGAAUACGAGGAUAAGUUGUCCAACAUGACGCAAUCUGUCCGCAAGAAGCGGCAGAGCGCUCAUGACCAGCGGCGCCGCCCUGAUGCUGACAUCGCUGAUGCUUCCACUGAUACCGGGGACGGUAAGAUUGAUUAUCUUAGGGUCAAUUUAUACUAGCGCAGAGUCGAAGCGCAUCGAAGCGUAAAUCCAAUUAUUAACAUAACAAAUUCAACCUUAUCUCCACUGCGGACUGCGCACAUUACUUCGGAGAUUUAAAAAAACUCGCACUCGCGAUUCGAUGGAAUUCGCGCGACUGCGCGUGACCAACGCGUGACGCGCUGAUUGCGCGUUUUCUCGCGAAUCCGAGCGCUCACUAACCAACCUACGCGUCAUCAGUCGGAAAUUAGCCUGUGUUGAUAGAUCAACUGGGAAGUGAUGCAAUAGCACUGCUGCUGAUAAAAGGGUAUUCUCACGCAUAUGUGCAACUUCGCUUUAGUUGUGAAGAAUUUUACGCUUCGGUGCGCUUUGACUCUACGCUAGUAUAAGUUGACCCUUAUCACUCAUUGGAUAUUAACCAAAAUACUAAUACACCGUUUACAUUCAACCACUGCUAUUGAUAUUCGUGUUGCUUUAAAGCACUCUCCAUAAUAAUAAUGGUAGAUGAAUAAUUCUAACACGCCAAUUAAACUAGCCCUAAGGUAGGUCCUUAAGGACCUAACAAGUUAAACAAGGAAUACUUGAACUGGCAUAUUUUCACAAAAUAACAUAUGGCAGCAAUACGAUAUUGUGCACCAUGGUGCUUUUUUAUUGUAUGUGCUAGUUGUGUCCUCUGCGCCAAGCUUUGCGUAAUAUUCCCUACUGAAACACUAUUGAGACACGAAGUUAGUUAGCAGAACAUGCUCGCGUUACCCAUUUUAUGUGCCAUGUUCCUCAUUGUUGCCGCACCAAUGGGCUGAAUGUAAACAGGUUUAAGAAAUUACUGAGUACCGAUAUAGAAUAGCUACAACUAUAAUAAAACAAUUUUUUACGGGUUAUAUGCACUGAAUUUAUUUAUUUAUUAGCGUUUCGCAUCCUUUUCAGGAAUGCUUCAUACAUUAUUCCGAUGAUGGAUGCGAAACGUCAAUAAAUAAA